Molecule: messenger RNA, 7152 nt
Organism: Anopheles marshallii
Lineage: Eukaryota; Metazoa; Arthropoda; Insecta; Diptera; Culicidae
Gene: RhoGAP19D
Exons: 17
Coding region: 1-7152 (2383 amino acids)
Biological process (GO): signal transduction
Molecular function (GO): protein binding
Source: RefSeq, a predicted model, not a curated record
AUGACGGGUCGCAAAACGUCAACCAGGAUGGCCGAUAGUGGUGGACCCGGGACGAACGGGUCUGCGGGUGGUAUGCCGCCUACCCGUGGCCACACCGCCCCCGGGACGGGUGGACACCUUACCCACGGGCGUCCGGUACACCCGUCUGCAGCACCGCCGCCGCAUUCCAGCAUUCCCAAGCCGACGUCCAACACGAUCAUCGCCACCGCUCAGGUGUGCGGUCCGAGGAUUGUCAUCCUGCACCGCUAUAAUGGUGAUUUUGGCUUCACGCUGCGCCAUUUCAUCGUUUACCCACCGGAAAAUCUCACGGAUCCGACGAACAAUCCGUUGACUACUGCGGGCUUGUUGAACUUUUCGCAACCGAUGGACACGGUGUUCGUGAAGAAGGUGCACCAGAACACCCCGGCCCAUAUGGCCGGUCUGCAGGAGGGCGACCGGUUGCUGGCGGUGAACGGCGUACCGGUUACCUCCAUACCGUACUCGCAGGUUGUCGCCACCAUCCAGCAAACGCCGAAAACGCUCACCCUGCAGGUGGUGCCGAAAAAUUACGAUAUCUUACAAACGUUUUUUAGCGAAACCGCACACAACCCGGAAACGAACCAACGACCGCAACCGCAGCAACCGUACGCACCGAAACCGGUGGCGAUCGCGGCAGGUGCCUAUCCGAAGUCGAAACCGGGCCCACCGCAUCCGCUCACGGUGGAGGGUGUACAGGAGAAGCAGGAAUCGCUGUACAGCACGCUGCAGGAGAUCGUUGCGGAUAAUGUCGGUGCACCGCAGCCGGGACCGAAGAGUCUGGCGGUGCACGCCGAAGUGCCAAAGAUGCUGACCCAUCCAGCCGUACCGAUGGUGCAGCACAUGACGCAUCUGCAGAAGCCGAUGGUGCCGGCCACUCCGAAGCUGGUCUCGAUGCCGUACGAGCAGCAGCAGCACUAUCUGCACCUGCACCAGCAGCAGCAGCAGCAGCAGCAGCAGUUUCUGCAGAAGAUGUCCCUGCACGGCAAGGACGGUGGUGAGCUGGUACCGGUAACGGGCGAUGCGGGGUACGCGCCGCUUGGCGAAGGUGACAGCGCCAUCAUGUCCCGGCUGCGCAAAAGCCUCGAGCAGAAGGAAGAGUUUCUGCGUCGUCCAACCGCCACGAUGCAGGGCGCCCUGGUACCGAUGGGAACGGUUCAACCACCCACCAACGGUCUGCCACCCGCGCACGAUGUGCAGCAGCGCGAGUUUUACGCUCGUCCGAACCGGCUGCUGAAGUCCGUAUGGCCCCCGAGCCAGGCGCAACUUAACGCUUCCACAUCCGGUUCGGCGCUGGCCAGCUACGGGCUGCCAACCGAACCGAACAAACCGACCGGUGGUCUAGCGUCACCGCCGACCAGUUCGCUCGCCGGCACCGGCCCUACAACGAACGUGUCCCCAACCACACCGUCGCCGUCGCAAACGGGUGCCACCAGCACCAUCACGAAACCGAUGGUCAGCUCCACCAACAUGCUGCGGGAGCAUGCGUCCCAGCUGUCCGCUAUACGGGAGCAUUUCUUCACCAGCGGCAUCGGUGGUUCGCUUCAGCUGCCACCCAAGUCGGCGCCACCAUCGCUUGCGAUUGCACCGGCCGCCAUCACGACGACCGCGGGACCAUCCUCACCGACCGGGGCGGCUACGGUACCGCUGUCCUCGCACAGCAUGCAUGCCGUCUCGGAGAAGGCGAAGUUGUUCGAAUCGGGCCGGCCACUGUCGCCGGAAGGCAUCGAUCGGAUGGAUCUGUACAAGAGUGAACUGAGCCGCAUAAACACGAAACAGGUCGUGCCGAAUGUGGCCGUGCGCAGGAAAGAAUUUGAACUGAAGGCCGAAAGUACUGGUUGGCGAAAAUCGAUCGAGGAUAAACCCCGUUCGGUUAGCUCCGAUUCGGAGUCACGGCGAACGCCGGUACGUCUGCGGUCACUCUCGGUGGAGUCCAACGCUACGCGCGAUUCGCGACAUUCGCUCGCGAGCUCGUCGCUGCUAACGACCGACUCGUUCGAUGCUGUCGACAAGGAUAAGGACCCGGUGCCGCCGGUUGCCAUGAUGCGCCAGAAGCCGAUCCGGGACGAUUCGUACCGCAGCGCUGUCCGCAACUCGACAGCAUUCUGGUUGCAAGGACCGCUACCAUCGACAUCGGGAUCGGUAUCGGCGCACGGUACGCCAACGCUAGCAGGCAGCUCGUCCACCAACUCGAUCGGUUCGCUGAUGUCGGACAGUGAUACCGCGUGUACGGUACGCCCGAUACCGCCCGUCCGUACGUAUGCUGCCGCACACCGACUCCACCAUCCACUGUCCCCGGCAGAUACCGAGCAGAUGCGCAUGAAGUUGUUGCACCGCAACCAGACGAUUGUUGACCUGCGUCACUUCCUCGAUGGCGAAAGCGAUGUUGAUGGUGCGGUCGGUGGCGAUAUUGAUAUGUUGCACCGUCCCCCGCUUACCUCGCCACCGCUUGCACCGCUCUCGCCGCUCACGGUAGCGUCAUCCGUCACGUCCACCUCGUCCGUACCGCUCACGCAUCUCGCUACGCUCGAGCAUCUCGCGGCACAUGGCAGCGGUGGGCCAUCCGCAACCGGAACGACAGCACCACCAUCAACACCAACAUCGUCAAUCACCUUUCGGCAUGGGACCGGCCCGAUCCGUCCCACCACGCUCAACCUUUGCACAGAUGGUUCCGUACCGGCGGUGGUGAUGCGCCAGAAGCAACCGCACCAUCCGCUGCUGCUGGAGGACGAUGAGCGGAAGAUGCGACGGAUCUCGUACCUGCGGGCGACCGCACACGACAAUCUCUUCCAGAUGCUGGAGAGCGAUGCGGACAGUAGCCCGAUGUCGCUGCCACCGGCCGACACACCGGACACCGACGCAACGGAACCACCGGCGAUCGAAUCGCCCAGCCUGCCGUCGGCGGUUUCGCACGGUGGAACCGAAGGUUCGGCCCUAUCGGCCGGCAAGAUGCAACCGCAGCAGCUCAAGAGUGCCUAUCGUCCAUGGCGAAGGCCUCGUCUUACCACCAACAUUCAGCCGCUGCGUCGUCUUUUCGAUCCGGUGUCAUCCGAUUCGACCGCAUCGUCACCACUUCCACCCAUCCUCGAAACCGAACAUACGCCCGGCUCCACCGAACCCGGCUCCAAAAAGCGUUCGCGACCCCGCCCCAUCCCCCGACCGCACGACCACCACGACGAACGGGACGUAGACGCGGACGUCGACGACGACGAUGACGACGACGACGACGACGAUGUCGACGAGACCCGCGGUCCACGGCCACCACGGUCCACGGUCGGCAAGGGCCGCUCGGCUUCGCUCGUUACGACCACGCCGCUCGGUGGUGGAACCGGUGGGCGGCUGCUCGGGGCGGCGGGCAGCCUUGGUAAUCUGCACGUCAUCACCACGACCACUGCGGGCGGUGUCGUCACACGCAACUACUUCUUCGCCCAGAGCCAUGGCACCAAAUCGAAAGCACUGGCACACUUCCGGGACGGGGCGGCCGAUACGACCGAGCCGCUGGUACGCGAGGGCGAACUGCACGUAAAGGUGACGCUGAUCGACGGUAAGCGGUCGGCGGACCGUAGCUGGCGCACCAUCCAUGCCGAGCUGCGCGGUCACCAUCUGAAGCUGUCGCUGGUGCGCGAAGGAAAGAACUCGAACCAGAGCCCGGAACCGUGCGGCACGAUUGAUCUGACGAACUUCCACGUCACCGAGGGGAACUACACGAAGCGCAAGAACGUGUUCAAGCUGACGACGGCCGUUGGUUCGUACUGUCCGCUGGAGGCGGCUGCCGUGGCCGGGUUCGGCCAUGUGGAGGUGCACCGCACACAGUCCGCAUCCGGGUUGGCCAACGUUGGCGGUGCGGGCAGCACUUGCGGGUCAUCCAUUCGCAGCGCGUCCACAGUCGGAUUGCCCGGGUCGGAGCGUGAACUGCUGCUGCAGGCUGACAGUCACAGUGACAUGCAGCAGUGGAUGGAGUCGUUGCGGCUUGUUUGCGGUGGAGGCAGCAGCAACCAGCUGCACAGUCCGGAUUGUCUUAGCGGACGUGGAGGACAGCAGGCGGAACCGCAACGUGUAGCCGCACAAACAAGCGUGCAGGUGCAUGCGGGCAGUGUGAGCGGUGGUGGUAACAGCGGGGACGACUACUCCCCGGUGCUGCCGGCUAAAUCACACCGGAAGUAUGCGCUCGGUUCUCGCUCACCGUCCGGUCAGUCGCCGGUCACGAAAAGCCGGAAGACGCCGCAAACCGGAUGCAGCUCACCGACCGGCAGCGCGGACCAAGCGAUCGUGCCCAUCUCGGCCACCACCAAUCAACCGACCGGUCAGUACCAUCAACCGCACCAUCAACCACACCAUCUGACGCUGCAGCAGCAGCAACAGCAGCAGUUUGCCGGCACAAAGGAUAGCUCCGAUCGCGAGAGUGGCUCACCGAAGUCGAAAACCUGGAAGGGUAUUGUGGCGCGUCAGUUCCGCAAGAUGCAGGGCCAACCGCCCGGUUCGCCGGGUGCAUCGGCUGCGGGUGGAUCCGACCUGAUGGCUCUCCCCGACGGGGCCUCAAUCAAUGUGCCACUGCAGCAGUGCCCGGUGUCGGAGGAAAAUCCCUUCGUGCCGCUCGUGCUGGCCAAGUGUACCGGUAUCGUCGAGUCGAAGGGACUGGGCGUGGUCGGUAUCUAUCGCAUCCCGGGCAACACGGCCGCCAUCACGCAGCUAACCGAAACGAUCAACCGCGGGCUGGACGAGGCCGCCCUGCGUGACCCACGCUGGGAGGAUGUGAAUGUUGUCUCCUCGCUGCUGAAAUCAUUCAUCCGCAAUCUGCCGGAACCGCUGCUACCGAACGAGCUGUACGGUGGGUUCAUUGCCGCGGACAAGAUGACCGGCCAGCGCCGGCUGCUCGAGCUGCGCCAGCUGCUUCGACGCGUACCGCCGAUGAACUACGAAACGCUGAAGCAUCUCAUGCGGCAUCUGCACCGCGUCAGCACGCACAACGAGGUGAACCUGAUGGAUCCCCGGAAUCUGGCAAUCGUUUUCGGCCCAUCCGUUGUCCGUUCCGCGAACGAAUCGCUCGAAACGGCGGUCAAGGAUAUGCGCCACCAGUGCCAAAUCGUCGAAGUGCUUAUCAACUACUAUCAAUACUUCUUCGAGGACGGACUGUUGCCGAGUGUGGACGAGAGCAAGAACGGCACCGGUACCGUCCUCGACACCGGCCUGGAGGUACCAUCGACCUCACUGCUGCUGGACAACGUUGCCAAAAUCGAGCCGUUUAAAGAGCAGUCAAAGGAGAGUACAUCCGGCUUUGUGGCCAACAUUGUACAGGCAGCUAAUCGAAAGAUUCGCCGUACGGCACAGCGCAAGAGCACCAUGUCGUCGACCACUCCCGAUACGCUCUCGCUCGACAGCACCACGUCGGCGGAAUCCAAGGAGCAGUCGUCACGCGUCAUCCGGCGCUAUCUGGAACUGGGCCCGAAGGCCGGCACACCGAUGAGUGUUGGGGCGGGAUCGGGCGGCUCGGAGCGUGCCCUGCAGGUCGUGCAUGACACUGCCGGGCCGGUUGCGAUCCGUGGCCCGCGCUCGGUUGGCAGUGCCGGGCCCGGGUGUGAACCGCCAACUGACGACAGUCUGUUGCAGCUGCACCACCACCAUCACCAUCAUCAUCACUACUACCACAGCAGCAGCAGCCGGCACCACAGCAGCCAGAGCAAUGACGACGGGUCAUCAGUAUUAAAUCGCUCAUCCGAGGACGACUCGAACGACAGUGCCUUCGCCGACAACGGUUCCAUGUCGCUGAAGACGGUGACGAUCGCGCUGGAUAAUAAGCUGCGCUCGUUGCGCGACUCCUCGAUCGAUUCCGACCGGGACCAGACGCAGGAGAGUGACGGUGAUCUGAGCGGUGGUGGGUACGGUAAUGGGCGGCACUCGCUGCAUCAGCAGUGGAGUCACAUGGGCCGUUCGCCACGCCCGCUCACGCUCGGCGAGAACAUCCCGUACGCGGACGAGUCACCGGAGCGGCCGCUGAUACAGGGGCGCUCGAAGCCGCAGCGUUCGCUGACGAUCGCGUCGAACAACAAUAACAACAACCAGGAGGAUACUGUGCCGGGAGCGGUUGUGACACCCGGCAAGCAGCAGCUGAAGAAGGCACUGACGGCCCAUUCGCAGAAGUCGAUCGACAGCGGUGGUACGGUGAACUCCAGCACGAACAACAGCUGCCUGACGCUUGUGAACGAGACGGAUGCAACGCUCGACGUUGGUGGUGGGGGUGGUGGUUGCACCGGCGAUGGGACCGGGGAGGAACACGAAGGGGAGGAGCAACCGGUAGCAGCCAAGGGUCGCAAUGUAUCGCUCAGCUCGGACGAAACCGACACCUCGACAACGAGCAAUCCGCGCGAGAAGCUAACAGCCGCCACGUAUCGCAUCGAUACGGAGAAGCUGAAGAAGAUGAACCGCAUCCUGACGCAGCUGGAACGCAAAGCGAACAACCUCGAGCGUAAGUUCAACCUGAACCGGUCGCUCUCGCUGAACUACAAAUCGCCCAAGGCGGUGGAUUGCUGCUGCACACAUCACGGCCUACCCGGGACGCAUUCGUCCCAGGCCCCGUUAGCACACUGCUGCCAGCAUCAGCAGCAGCAGCAGCAGCAACAGCAGCAGCAGCACAUCAGCAACAACCUCAACAACAACAACAGCGCGAGCUGCCACAACCACAACGGUGGCACCAUCGUUAGUCUGCGCUCGCGCCUCUCCCUCACCAAGGACGAAAAGACGGACAAGAACAUUAACCGGCGGCGCCAGAUACACGACACGUCGGCGACGGUCACCGCACCGGGCGGUACCACCACGGGACCGGCCACGUCCGGUGGCUGUGCCGCCACCGGCAACGGUAAUGCGAGCGGCAGCAACGAUAGCAGCAGCUGCGGCGAACCGGCCGGUCCGCAGAUUAUACUCACACCGGCACCGGUCGCACCGAAUGCGUCCACGCGCCAGCGGCGCCACGUCGGGAGCCGUUCGAUCCGGCGGCGCCACACGGUCGGCGGGACGCACGAUUACUAUUCGAACAAGAUGAACGGCCAGCACCAUCACCACCAUCACCAUCAUCAUCCGCAUCAUCAGCCGCACCAUCACCAUCAUGUCGGGCCCGGUUGCUGUCCGGUGCCGCAGAACUGA